AUGUCUUCCUCACGUAAAAUACGAGUUGGUCUAGUUGGUUUCGGUGUAUCCGGCCGAGUAUUUCAUGCACCAUUUCUACAUACAAUGUCACAUAUGUAUGAAUUGCGAAGUGUAGUAGAACGUCAUACAAAUGAAGCAAUAAAAAUUUAUCCAAAUAUAAAAACCGUUCGUUCAACAACCGAAUUAUUUAAUGAUCCGGAUAUUGAUCUUGUUAUAAUAACAACAUCAAAUGAUUUACAUUAUUCAUUAAGUAAAGAAGCAUUAGAAAAAGGUAAACAUGUUGUUGUUGAAAAACCAAUGACAAUUCGAAGUGAUGAAAUACUUGAUUGUGAAAUACAUUUUGAUCGUUAUCGACCUGAAUUAAAAGGUGAUAACGCAUGGCGUGAACGAGAUGAAGCAGGUGCUGGCAUUUUUUAUGAUUUAGGUUCACAUUUAAUUGAUCAAACAUUAAGUUUAUUUGGACAUCCACAAACAAUUACAGCUGAUAUUCGUAUACAACGACCAGUUGCACAUGUUAAUGAUUAUUUUGAUGUUCGGCUUGAUUACGGUCAUUUACGUGUAACACUUAAAUCUAGUAUGCUUGUUCGAGAAAUGGGUCCACGAUAUGUUUUACAUGGUACAAAAGGUUCAUUUAUAAAACAUGGUGAUGAUAUACAAGAAGGUGUACUUCGAACUGGUGUUAUGCCACCAAUAUUAAAUGAAAAUAAUGAUUGGGCCCCUUAUGGUCUUCUUCAUACAGAAACAAAAGAUGGUCGAAUAAUAAAAGAAAAAUAUGAAACAUUAAAUGGUAAUUAUGGACUUUUUUAUGAGCAAUUAUACAAUAGUAUUGUUCAUGGAAAACAAUUAGAAAUUCGACCGGAAGAUGGUUAUAAUGUUAUUCGUAUUAUUGAACUUGGUUUUCAAAGUAGUCAAGAGAAAAAAACAUUGCAAUGUGAUCAACUUUUAUAA
This is a messenger RNA of Adineta steineri, 948 nucleotides long. Lineage: Eukaryota; Metazoa; Rotifera; Eurotatoria; Adinetida; Adinetidae. The record is from the annotation of a GenBank genome assembly.